This is a messenger RNA of Branchiostoma floridae (Florida lancelet), 491 nucleotides long. RefSeq names its product ectin-like. The annotation marks the transcript as partial. The record is from RefSeq and is a predicted model, not a curated record. The transcript is spliced from 3 exons. NCBI's taxonomy places the organism in Eukaryota, Metazoa, Chordata, Leptocardii, Amphioxiformes, Branchiostomatidae.
UAAUAGGUAAACCAUGCCAAGGCCCACCCAGUAACCCCGACGGUUACCCUAGCAACUGUCCUGACCAACCCUCCUACCCAGCCGGCCACGUUUGUACCUUCACAUGCCCAGACGGAUACGUCAUGAUUGGGUGUGCUGCAAAACAGCUGUGCAAGAACGGCCAAUGGGCGGGGGAAAAUCUGGAAUGCGCAAGGGAAGUCAUUGAUCAAGAUGGUGGCUGGUCUGACUGGAGCCCAUGGUCUGCCUGCAGCGUGACGUGUGGAGUCGGUACGCAGACUCGGGACCGAAGCUGCACCAAUCCGGCACCAGCUCACGGCGGGGCGGAGUGUGAUGGAGAUACUCAGGAGACACGGGAGUGCGACUCCGGAGUGUCCUGCGAGAUUGAUGGCGGCUGGUCUGACUGGAGCCCAUGGUCUGACUGCAGCGUGACGUGUGGAGUCGGUACGCAGACUCGGGACCGGAGCUGCACCAAUCCGGCACCAGCUAACGGC